This is a messenger RNA of Haemonchus placei, 252 nucleotides long. Lineage: Eukaryota; Metazoa; Nematoda; Chromadorea; Rhabditida; Trichostrongylidae. The record is from the annotation of a GenBank genome assembly.
AUGAAUGUCCCGACCGAAGACUACGAUGCGAUGGUUCGAGAUCUCCUCACUUGUGCUGAACAGGCCAUGUUUCCUCGAGUGGAUUCCUCCGUUCGCAUUUCGGAUGCUACAAAGGAACUUCGAACUUCGACCAGAAUGCCACACAUCUCACAUAAAAUGCUGCAAGCAAGCAUCAAAUGCAGAGAGCAGUGCGCGAGACCUUCAGCUAUGCAGGGAGAGGAGAAUACUGGAGGCAGCCUUGAACAGAGAUAG